This is a messenger RNA of Symbiodinium sp. CCMP2456, 1236 nucleotides long. The record is from the annotation of a GenBank genome assembly. Lineage: Eukaryota; Dinophyceae; Suessiales; Symbiodiniaceae.
AUGAGUUGGGCAUGCUGGAUGUCUGCUUUCCGUCGAAAAUCUUCGCUGGAUGUUGAGGCCGUGGCCGUGGACGCAGGGUCUGUCAGCGAAGCAGCAGGCAUAUUUCGUGAGAACGGCUUCGUGAUUCUGCGUGGUGCCCUCUGUGAAAAUGACGUGAAGGAAGUCUACGAGGCCUGCACACGACUGCAUGAGAAUGUGCGCCGAAUCGACCCCGAGGGCCUGGGAAACCGGAACCCGCAGCGGUACUCGAUGGGGAGUUUGACUCCUUCCAGAAGCUGUAUGCAUUUGUCAUCCUUUCUGCACCUCCUGACACCUUCUGUCCUUGCCCUGAUGGAUCGGAUUUUUAAUGGUGGCUUCCUGGUUUCUGGCUUGGGUGGCGACUACUGCACUGGCGUGACAUGGGAAUUUCAGAAGCUUCACUCUGACAUGCGCCCGGCACGACCCUUGAACGGCAAAGGCAGCAGCAAAAGCAAAAUGAAGAAUGCUCCGGUGCACUGCAAGGACUUCCCCCCGCUCGUUUGCGUGAACUAUGCCGUGCAAGAUCUCACUGCAUACAACGGCCCUAUGCGGAUUGUGUCCUGGAAGGAGAUGGCCGCCUACUGCCAGGACAAGCCCUGGAUAGAUGCUCCGGGUCUGGGAGAUGAGUUGGAGAAGCGCAGCGACUGGCUGCGCUCGAAGAUCUUUCCCUUGCAGGCCGGAGACUGUCUGGUCCGAGAUGUCCGUGUCUGGCAUGGUGGCUGCCCAAACCUGAGUGGGGAAGCUCGUUAUCUGCCUGCGCUAGAAGUCAUCUCCCAUGAGUACUUCACCUUCCUACAGACGACUGGUCCGAAACAGGAGCCGGCGCUACCAUUGAAGCUUUACAAGACCUUGCCAGAGGCGAUCGCUGUUCUCUGCAACCAUGCGGUUAGCAGCGGCAGCAGCCCAGUGGAUGCACAUGUGGAUGACUACCAGUGGCUCAAUGCCGAUCUGCGAAAGCCAGCUCGGGACGACUACUACUUGCCUCUCUAUGAGUUGAUGCGGGAAGAUCACCAACCUAUCAUAGAAGUGCUGCAGAAGUUAAGCGGGCAGCGCUGCUUGGAGUCUGUGCCCAGCCUCGUCGCACAGAUGAACGGGGGUGCACGAGAUCUUCUACACACUAUGGCUGCGAGGGAUGCAAGACUACGCGAGACACUGCUAGAGCUGAUGAAGCCAAUGGAGCAACCUCGCGGGCAGCCAAAGCGCCGCUGGCAGAAGUGA